GGAAAUGUACUAAAUCAGCAGGGGAUAAAAAAAAAAAGGUCCUUGCUUUAAAUGGAAACUGAUUUUUGAUGAGAAACAUUAAUUAAUGAGCCUGCAACAUAUUAAACUGAAACCACUCAGUUUGAAAAGCAAAAACAUUUUAACUUCAACAAAGAAUUCUACAAAAAAUGACAAUGUCAACAAAGCGUAUAGGGAGGACUGGCAUUCAUCUCUGAUUACCUGCUAACAGUAUGAUGAAAAAGGAGAGGACAGGAGCACUAAGGGGGAGUGUAAAGUACAUUAGUACCAUAUGUGUAAAUAUGUUACUCUUGUUUUUUGUUACCAACUGUAAUAAUGGAUUCUGCUCUGCAGUAUCCGCACAGAGCUUUACUGACAUCACCAACCGCUUGAUGUACACAGUCUUUCUUUUACUUUUUGCAAUGCUUGGACCACUUUGUUGGGGGCAUCGUUUGUUGAAAUGUAUCUAGAGCUAUGUCAUCAAUGAUUAUUCAUCACCACGGUGGUAAGUGUCAUCGCUUGGAAUUAUAACGCGGGAUAGAUCAUGUUGGGAUUUAUGGUAGACCGAAUUACAAUACAGCACUUAUAUUGUGAGGCUGUGUGCAGACACUAAAUUUAAGGAGUAGCGACCAUAAGUCGCUGGUCGGAUUUUCCUAACAAGACGCCAUAUUUUUUAAAACAAGCCCAAAAAACAGUCCCCGACUCGUGAUCAUUUCAAAUAAGCGGACUUGGCAAGUUUGGCUACAACCCCGUUAUGUAAUAUAUCCUUGAUUAUAUGAGGGCGGCCUAUUUGGAGCAGCCUGUACUGGACAAUGCUCUGCUUUACGCAUGCGCUAUUUGCAAGUCUGCUCGCUAUCUACUGAGGAUUACAUUUGAAGUACCUAGGCUAACUAAGAAGCUUGGAACACGUCGGUCACCAUCUGUUUAUCCUCCCGUGUUGGCUUUGCGUGAAUAGGGUUACCUAAUAUUAACAGUCCAAUCACUCGCGAACUCUACAAAAAUCCGUCCAAACGCAAUUUUGUACUAUACAACCCUCUGUACAUCGACCCGCCCCCAUUUUUUAAAAAAAAUAGCCAAAUUGGGCCGGAAAUCACCCCCUCGGGCGACCCUGCGUGAGUUAAGCUUAAAGCAUUAGCCGUAGAGGCGUGUCUAUAGAAAAUAACGUUUAAUUUCGAGGCGUGUCACGACCAUCAAGGCACUGUUUUCUCAUUGGCUUCAGUCAGUCACCGAUGGAGAUUGUCAUUGUUAAUGUAUCAACAAACCAAACCAAGCCAACGAGAUCCGGGUGGGUUUGGGUGCUAUCAACGACAAUAACGAAUGAAGGUUCGCCUACCUGGGAGAGACGUACUUAAUGAUAUGUCUUAGCCUCAGGAGGCUAUAUUUUUAGACCAGGAAAUAAAUAUGACGGGUGAGACUGAAAAUAUUUGAUAACUUGAGUAGUCAACGCGCUGUUUGCAGUAAUGGAGUUGAGUUUUCUAUUUUCUGCUUGUCUUUUUACGCUUCUUGCUAUUUUCCUGGUGACCGCGUUGUUUUUUAACAACAAUACUUCGGCUUUUUCCUCGUCUUCUGGCUCUACUCCCUCAAAAUCGGAUCACACACCUGAGGGCUCGUUGUCGCAGUACAGGAGAAAGGAGGUGAACGCGGGAUUAGUUAAAUCCGGGCAGUCGGUUCAUCUUAAAGAAAAUCUGGGGAAUGCUGGAUUUACCUCUGUUCACAAAUCGAACGAAAGGCACACAGAAAAUCGAUCCGUGAGGAUGAUAACGGAUCCGGUGCUAGCGUACCGAGACACCGUUUCAGAGGGGCGGGACGCUGCAGAAGUCAAGACCUGUGGUGUGCACGAGGAUAAGCUGUCUGUCAAACAGUGUUUGACAAUUAACCCAGCCUCAGCGCCGGUGGACAUUCCAGUCAGAGAUGUUGGUCACCUUCAGUUCCCAGAGGGGCCGUCAUUUCUGUGUCCUUUCUCAUACGAACAGACACUUGCCACCACGGAAAUACCUGAGGACAGCAACAAUAUGAAGGAAGUGGACAUAGAUAGUGGGCCUCUAAAAUAUGUUCCUGGAAUGCUGCGGACUAGCCAAUUGGAGAAGAUGAUGACCAAAGAGGAGCUGGAGGAGGAACAAAGGGUUCAACGUGAACAGCUGGCAGCCAUCUUCCAACUGUUAAAGGAGAAUCAAGAGACGUUUGGUGAUGUGUCAGAGGGAGACAUGGAGGAGCAGCUCAGACUUUACAACAUCUGAAGCCCCUACUCAUACUCUACGACAAUUGUACUCAUACUUUACUCCAGCUGUCUACACACAAUCUGAACCCCUACAACACUGACACUUCACUAGCUCUACUUAGACUCUACUUUAACUCUACGCCAUCUGACCCACUAUUCUACUCACACUGUACUACAGCUCUUCUUACAGUCUACUAUGACAUUACUCAGUCUAGAUUCACUUGGACUUUACUCCAGGGGUUCCUAACUUUAAGCCUGAGGACCCAGAGUACUGCUAGAUUUGUAUUUUACCUGGUAGUUAAUUGUAUACACCUUGUCCUUGCCGUCUAGUAUUAAAGCAAGCCGUACUCUGGGUCCCAUUUAAAUCCAACAAUCUGCUAUAUUAGUGCAUUGACAAUCAACAUAUGAAGGUGUGUUUACAUGUUCCCUUGGUUGGUCAAGUCUGAUUUUAAGUCACACCUUUUUAAAUCCAUCACAAUCUUUUCCCACCCUUUUCUAUGCCACAGGUGUUCUCUAUAUUCACAUUAGAUACUACUGUAUGCUGUUUGUUACUUUUUUGUUGCCAUUCAAAGCAAUAAACAGUGUUUAAGAAUGUU
Messenger RNA from Esox lucius (northern pike), 2811 nucleotides. RefSeq names its product serine and arginine rich splicing factor 2a (gene srsf2a). The record is from RefSeq and is a predicted model, not a curated record. The transcript has 4 exons. Bases 1458 to 2234 code for a protein of 258 amino acids. Gene Ontology annotation, molecular function: RNA binding. Lineage: Eukaryota; Metazoa; Chordata; Actinopteri; Esociformes; Esocidae.